AUGUUGGUAUUUGUUUGUCAAUUUGACAGAUAAACAAAUAAGAGGUUAUAGUUGAGUUUUCCAGAUUUUCUCUAAAAAUGGAUAUUGGUGAAUUGUUGGACUACAAACCCCCGCAAGGUGUUAAACGGCCGGUUGAAAAUGAAAACGAUGAAAUUGAAAAACAGAGAAAAAUGCGGCGAAUUGCGCGAGAUAAAGCGAACCGAAUGUCUCGUGCCGCAUCCCCAACACCCUCAAUACAAACUUUAGACCAAAUAUCGGAAGAAGAAAGACAAGAGAUUUUAAAAUUUGUUGAAACUGAACAAACUGAAGGAGAAGUCAUUGAUGAAGCGGCAAUUAAAAGAAUUGUUCUGAAUUUUGAAAAAAGGAGUCUUAAAAACAGGGAAAUGAGAAUCAAGUUUCCAGACUCUCCUGAAAAGUUUAUGGAGAGUGAGCUUGAAUUGCACGAGAUUUUACAAGAAAUGAGGGUUUUAUCAACUGCACCUGAUUAUUAUCCCCUGUUGGUGAAGCUACAGGUUAUACCAAGCUUAUUGGAAUUGUUGGCUCAUGACAACACUGAUGUUGCAGUGGCGACAGUGGAGCUGCUCCAAGAAUUAACCGAUGUCGACAUCCUCCACGAAUCUGAAGAAGGCGCUGAAGCCCUGAUUGACGCUUUGCUCGACCACCAAGUAAUAGCUCUCCUCGUCCAAAACUUGGACCGUUUAGAUGAAAAAGUGAAAGAGGAAGCCGACGGUGUCCACAACUCCUUAUCAAUAAUCGAAAACUUGACAGAAUUACGCAAUGACAUUUGCAACGAGGCCACAAAGCAGGGCUUGCUCCAAUGGCUCUUGAAGCGACUAAAAGUCAAAGCCCCAUUCGACGCGAAUAAACUCUACGCCAGCGAAUUACUCUCAAUCCUGCUGCAAGAUAACGAAAAGAACCGAACUGCUUUGGGCGAAAUGGAUGGAAUCGAUACUUUAUUACAACAGUUGGCGUUCUACAAGCGCCAUGACCCCUCCAGUGCCGAAGAACACGAACUUAUGGAAAACCUAUUCAACUGUUUAUGUAGCGCAUUGAUGAUUGUCUCGAAUCGAGACCGGUUUCUCAAAGGCGAAGGUUUGCAGUUAAUGAAUCUGAUGCUCAGAGAGAAGAAAACGUCACGGAAUGGUUCACUCAAAGUGUUGGAUUAUGCAAUGUCGGGCCCCCAUGGCAAAGACAACUGCAACAAAUUCGUGGACAUUUUGGGUCUACGUACAAUUUUCCCGUUAUUUAUGAAAACGCCGAAGAAAAACAGAAAGAAAGUGUUGUCGACGGAGGAGCACGAAGAGCAUGUUACUUCGAUUAUUGCGUCCAUGUUGCGGAAUUGUCGCGGGUCACAAAGACAGAGACUCAUUAGCAAAUUUACGGAAAAUGAUCACGAGAAAGUCGACAGAUUACUAGAGCUGCAUUUCAAAUAUUUGGAAAAAGUGGAAGCCAUUGAUGAAGUGAUGGAUGAGGAAAACGGGGUUGAAGAUGAUGAUGCGAGUUAUAUGAAACGAUUAGAAGGAGGACUGUUUACGUUGCAAUUGGUGGACUAUAUUAUUGUGGAAGUUUGUGCUGCGGGACCUGCCAGUAUUAAACAAAGAGUUAUGCAAAUUCUCAAUCUUAGAGGGGCCUCGUUGAAGACGAUAAGACACAUUAUGCGAGAAUAUGCCGGGAAUUUGGGGGAUGAAGGGGAUAAGGAAUGGAGGGAUCAGGAGCAACAACACAUUUUACAUUUGGUCGAUAAGUUUUGAUAUAUUAUUGCCAUGAUUUUAAGUAAAAAAUAUUUCAUUUGAUAUUGUUGUAAUUUCUGCAUCAAAAUGGUGUGAUUAAAAAAUAGAAUUAA
This is a messenger RNA of Tribolium madens (black flour beetle), 1843 nucleotides long. RefSeq names its product beta-catenin-like protein 1. The coding region runs from base 78 to 1751 and encodes 557 amino acids. The record is from RefSeq and is a predicted model, not a curated record. The transcript has 4 exons. Gene Ontology annotation, cellular component: spliceosomal complex. NCBI's taxonomy places the organism in Eukaryota, Metazoa, Arthropoda, Insecta, Coleoptera, Tenebrionidae.